UGGACCCAGAAACAGCCCCAGGAAGAGGUGAGGACAAGAGAGAAGACUUCUUUAGCUUACAAGAGGAAGUGGACCCGAGAGACACACACUAGAGGUCAGAAAACAGUCAUGUAGAAGGAAAGAGAGCAGCGAGCUACAGUGAGCUGCAGAGCCCGCACGCACCCCAGGGCACAGGAAGUUGGAGGCUGAGCCUCCAGCCAGUGUGGGGUGGGGUCAGCCUGAGCCUCUUUCAGCAGCUAGGGCCUCAGCGGAUCCUGUCUGUUGGUUCUGGGACAGCGGCCUGCCUGGGCCUGAGGUACAGGGCCCAUGUCUUGACCAGAAAACCUCAGCUAUGUCCAGGCAGCCUGUGGCAGGCUGCUAGAGGUAGCCAGGAUGGGAAACAUGUGCCACAAGCCCUGUACCAAGAUCUAGCCAAAGACCCUUAAUAAAGCAGCACUCUGGAGGCAAAGUCAGGCAGAACUCUGUGGGUUCAAGGUCAGCCUGAUCUACAUAGUGAGACCCUGGCUCAACUCUAGCACACGAGCUUACCCUGUGCUAGGCCAGGGGUGGCCUGGUCCUAGAACCUAUUACUACUUCCCAAACCCUUCCAACAAUGAUGGCCAACACCCAAGAGAAUGUUGUGGGAGGUGGGGCUACACAAGGAACUGACUUACCCCAGGGUAGGUGGAGUUCAGAACUUGGGGGGACAGGGAGGAAGAUGUCUCAAGGGAGGAGUUUAGACCAAGUUGGCACUAGAGGAGUGCUUUCUCUGUUGGUUCUGGCUUGGCGCCUUACUCUGCACAGACCUCUUUGGAAGUCGGAGGAAGAUGGACAUUCAGAGGAGCUGCCCUGGCCAAGGGGUUGGAGUCCCUUGAGCUCACAGGACAAGAGGGGACAUUUUCCCAAACAGCAACUUCUGGACUGUGGCUGGGACCUCACCAAAGAGCGCCCUAACUGCUAAGCACCCCUCCCUCUGGGGUGUGCCCUGCCCCUCCCUGACUCACCCCAAGGAGAGAGGGGAAAAGGGAAGAAAGGAGAGGCACUCACUGACUACGGAAGGAAAGGGAAGCAGAGGAGGAGGAGGAGGAGGAGGAGGAGAGAAGCCACGUAGGAGUGGGUGACAGAAAAGACCAGAGAGGUCAGACCUAGGGCAACUCUCUAGGGCCGGGGGGAGAUCAAGAGAGGGCAAGCUGAGCAUCCCAAGAAGUGCCCCAGCACAGGACCCAGGGGCGGGGAGCCAAGGGGGCGGGCCGGCUAUGUCCCACGGGACCUACUAUGAGUGUGAGCCGCCUCGGGGUGGCCAGCAGCCACUCGAGUUCUCAGGGGGUCGAGCCGGGCCCGGGGAGCUGGGGGACAUGUGUGAGCAUGAGGCCUCCAUCGACCUCUCUGCCUACAUCGAGUCCGGGGAAGAGCAGCUCCUUUCUGACCUCUUUGCCAUGAAGCCAGCGCCUGAAACCCGAAGCCUUAAGGGCCCAGGAACCCCUUCGUUCCCCCACUACCUGCCGGCUGACCCUCGGCCCUUUGCUUAUCCCUCACAUACAUUUGGCCCAGAUAGGAAGGCUUUGGGGUCUGGCAUUUACGGUAACCCGGGGAGCUACGACCCCAGGGCUGUGGCCGUGAAGGAGGAGCCUCGUGGGCCAGAGGGCAGCCGGGGCACCAGCCGAGGCGGCUACAAUCCCCUGCAGUACCAAGUGGCACACUGUGGGCAGACAGCGGUGCAUCUUCCCCCGGCGCUGGCAGCACCUGGCCAGCCCCUCCGCGUCCUCAAGGCCCCAGUGGCUGCAGCCGCCCCUCCGUGCAGCCCCCUUCUCAAGGCACCCUCCCCAGCUGGGCCCUCCCACAAGGGCAAGAAGGCCGUGAACAAAGACAGCCUCGAGUACCGGCUGCGACGGGAACGCAACAACAUUGCAGUGCGCAAGAGCCGGGACAAGGCCAAGCGGCGCAUUAUGGAGACGCAGCAGAAGGUGCUGGAGUACAUGGCCGAAAACGAGCGUCUGCGCAGCCGCGUGGAGCAGCUCACCCAGGAGCUAGACACCCUUCGUAACCUCUUCCGCCAGAUCCCUGAGGCCGCCAGCCUUAUCAAGGGUGUGGGGGGCUGCAGCUGAGCCUGCCCUGGCAGACUGUGGACACCAGACCCUGAGGACCCCCACCCUCCUAGGUCCCCAGAGUCCUGAACAGGCCAAGCCGGAAACAGCGAUCAUGGACGAUGGCAGCCAGUAGCUGGGAAGGUCGGGACCGUAAUGAUUCUGUGGCUGAAUAAACGGCACUGUGACUUGAUGCUGGAGCUGUUCACUGGGUCUGGGGCCUGGGCCUGGCGGGAGUGCUGUGUGUAUACUCGUGGAAGACCCCCGAGGGCAGGGAAUACAUGUGGCUAGGUCCACAUAUUCUUGUCUCCACGUCCAAAUGAACAUCUAGUAAACACUGCCUAGAGUUUGCUAGUAAAUACACCUAGUAAACGCUGCCCACAGCUCUCUCCAUCACAUGCUCCAUGUCCUUCCACCCACCCACUUGGUCCUUUGUAAGGUGAACGCAUGCUUGGUACCACCACUGUGCAUGCCAGCACCCCUGGAGCAGCCUCUGCAGAUUGUCUUGGAAGAAUCUG
Peromyscus californicus insignis is the source of this 2581-nucleotide messenger RNA. RefSeq names its product CCAAT enhancer binding protein epsilon (gene Cebpe). The coding region runs from base 1236 to 2084 and encodes 282 amino acids. Gene Ontology annotation, biological process: regulation of transcription by RNA polymerase II; myeloid cell differentiation; DNA-templated transcription. Lineage: Eukaryota; Metazoa; Chordata; Mammalia; Rodentia; Cricetidae. The transcript is spliced from 2 exons. Gene Ontology annotation, molecular function: DNA-binding transcription factor activity, RNA polymerase II-specific; RNA polymerase II cis-regulatory region sequence-specific DNA binding. The record is from RefSeq and is a predicted model, not a curated record.